Molecule: messenger RNA, 1341 nt
Organism: Rubroshorea leprosula
Lineage: Eukaryota; Viridiplantae; Streptophyta; Magnoliopsida; Malvales; Dipterocarpaceae
Source: the annotation of a GenBank genome assembly
AAAAAUAUCAAAAUGUUCCUGUCUAAUUAAUAAUGGAUAAUGAUAUAAGAGACGAUUUUUGCGAGACGAAAUUGAGGAACCAUCGACGUGGCUUGCCACGUAGACAAACACACAGCACACUUAUCACAUAGACUUGCGCAUGCGUAACUUUAUUUUUUGGGGAUGACAAUUUGUGAAAGGAGUUUAACUUAAAUCCUAACUCUAACUUUAUUUUUUAGGCAACAGAUCUUGAAUUCCUUCAAGAUCAUGGCCUCCUCUUUGAACCCACAUUCAAUCUCGGCUAAAGGUUUUGAGUUUCAAGCUCAGUCAUGGCCGCAUCUUCACCUUCAAGAUGCAACCCCGAUUCUCAAAACUCAUCAUGAACUGGUCCAAAGACAAAAAGGGUCAUGCGAAAACUCACACCCUGCAAAUAAAAGCUCCUCUGUCUCGCCCGUUACUUAUUCCAUUGCCAUGCCAAAUGCCAAGUGCCAAUUCACACCAACAAAUGCCAACGGAGGCAAUAAAGUUCCUUCCUUUUACAGAACUCCUUCACCACUAUAUAAUCACCAACUCCCCACCGCCAUCAUGCAUUCAUCUCUGAUUGUGUUUCACAAUGGCUUUGGAAAUUCAGAAGGGUCUGCUUCGAGGCUUCAUUCAGAAUAUGUAUGAUGAGGGAUUUGUUAAUGAUCAAUUUUAUCAGAUGCAAGCCAUGCAGAAUGCCAGGCCAGAGGAUGUUAUGCGAACAAUCACUUCCUACUGCACUGCUGCUGAAAAUUUAUUCUCUCGAUUGACCUUUCACACCAACCGAGCUGAGGUUGACUUCCGUCAGGUUCAUUUUCUUGCUCGUGAUCUGUAUGCAAGAACCAGCAAUAUUGGUGCAGAGCAUGUUAAGCUUGCAUGUGCUGAAAUUAUUCGGGCUGCAGAACAGAAUAAUAAGGAACAGUGCUGUCAAACUCUGUAUUGGACUAAGAAUGAAUUUACCCAUCUGAGAAGGAAAUUUGAGACUGUGGUGCAGAUGGAGAGGAGGAUUAUUGAGCUUGCAAGUAGAAACUGAAAGGGAGCCAGAUCCUAUCCCAACUUAUCUCCUUCAGUUGGAAGUUAUCUAGUUGAAAGUUUGCAAUGUUUUGUCAAUGUUUCCAUUUCGGGCAUCUCUGCUGUAGCCUUACGUCCGGAACAGGAGAAUAUGCUACAGUAGCCUGUUUCUUUUAUAUUUCUAUUUGAUGUAAAUGCAUUUCAAGUUUUUAAUCAGAAUGUUUAUUGUUGUUAAAAGCAAUGCAAAUCAGACAAUUGGGAACAAUCUAAUCUUCGUUGAAUCUUCUUGUUAUCUACAGUGCCAUACUUCAACAAAGAUGUCAUAUGGAA